This is a messenger RNA of Lactuca virosa, 699 nucleotides long. The record is from the annotation of a GenBank genome assembly. NCBI's taxonomy places the organism in Eukaryota, Viridiplantae, Streptophyta, Magnoliopsida, Asterales, Asteraceae.
GACGAAAGAUAUUACAUAUUUCAUUUCCUUAGAUUCGAACGCAUAUUCACCGUUCAUCUUUGAGAUGAGAGAGAGGACAGAGAUUAGGGUUAAAGAUGUUACACACUAUAAUAUCUAUUAGUUUUUCAUUCGAUCUUGUUAUUGAGAGUGUUUCUUAGAUUUUUCUUUCAGAUGUUUCGUUCGAUCUUGUUAUUAACAGAUUCUGUUAGUUUUUCGUGCAAUUGCAACUUUGAAUCUUUUGGGCGACAAAUUCUGAUAAGGGAUUAACUGAUGAAGCUGUUAAGUGAUAGCUGAAUGUUCUCCACCACCAGCAAGGAAAUAGUAAGCGAAAAUUUGAUAGUUGGUGUGGGUGGAGUUGGUAAAACCACUCUACUUUUGUAUGGUGAAGUGGGAGUGAAGGAUCACUUCAAACUCAGGGCUUUGGAUUGUGUUUCUGAUGAGUUCAAGAUUUUCAAUAUAAGCAAAGUUAUGGAUCAAUGGGUGACGGAGGAAAACAAGGAAUUUGCAGAUUUGAAUCUACUUGAAGAAAUGCUUAAAGAGAAGCUCGUGAAGAAAUGUUUUCUAAUAGUUUUAGAUGAUGUAUGGAAUGAAAGCUAUUUGUCUUUGGCUUUAAGAACACUUGGGAGGUUAUUGAGGACAAAAACGUAUGAGAAGGAAUGGAAGGAAAGAGAGAUGAGAUUGUUCCGGCUCUUAGACUAA